AAAAGCUUGGACUGCAUCGUAUGCGGGAACGAGCUUGGAACGUUCAUCCAUCUUGUGCCACCACCGGUGAAGUAUUUUUAAAAGCACUUGGAAACGAUAAAAUAUUAUCACUUAAGGAAGAACUUGUUAGAAUAUUAGAUGAUAAAGGGAAUGGGGAUCCCACAAAAAUAAGGUUAUUGAAAGCAGAUAAUAAUAAUCCACCAGUUUACACUUCUUUGGAUAGAGAAGGUGAAACUGUUAAUUCUUAUGGGUUAAGUGAUGAACAGAUCUUAUAUUUAUCUUAUUGGGAUGAUAAAAUUGGAGAUACUUAUCAUCAACAAGUGAAAGUUGUUGAUAAUAUUUCAAUGGAAGAGGAUGAUAAUAUUUCAAUGGAAGAGGAUGGAAAAGGAAAAGCUCGUGCAUAA
This is a messenger RNA of Diversispora eburnea, 404 nucleotides long. The record is from the annotation of a GenBank genome assembly. NCBI's taxonomy places the organism in Eukaryota, Fungi, Glomeromycota, Glomeromycetes, Diversisporales, Diversisporaceae.